This is a messenger RNA of Poecilia latipinna (sailfin molly), 3430 nucleotides long. It is a transcript of the gene dpydb, whose product is annotated as dihydropyrimidine dehydrogenase b. Gene Ontology annotation, cellular component: cytosol; cytoplasm. Gene Ontology annotation, biological process: uracil catabolic process; thymine catabolic process. Bases 293 to 3373 code for a protein of 1026 amino acids. NCBI's taxonomy places the organism in Eukaryota, Metazoa, Chordata, Actinopteri, Cyprinodontiformes, Poeciliidae. Gene Ontology annotation, molecular function: NADP binding; uracil binding; dihydropyrimidine dehydrogenase (NADP+) activity. The transcript has 25 exons. The record is from RefSeq and is a predicted model, not a curated record.
UGUCCAAGUGCACAGUGCACAGAAAUGUGCACCCAGCUCUGCUGAACUUUGACCCUCAGAGCGAUAACAUCCCCAUUUGUCCGUUUUUCUUUAUCAGCUGAGCAACCUUGGCAUUUGUGGGACGUCAGGCUGCUGUCCAACCUCUCUGUUGGGAAGGGAGUGGGCCGGUGAAAUAUACGACUUCCUGUGAGAGUUUCAGUUGUGAGCUUGGCAGUCCUGGACGGAGCUUCGGACGGCUAAUCCACAGCUAAAAGCCCAGAAUAUUCAGAUCAGCUUAAAGCAAAACAAGAAGAUGAACAGAAACAUCAAGUUGAGUAAAGAUCUCCCAGACAUUGAGAGCAUCCUGGCUCUGAAUCCCAGAGUGAAGAGUCAUGCUCAGAUCUUUUCUACUGCAAGCAAGAAGAAAGAGAAGAAACACUGGAAGAGAAACCCUGAAAGAAACUGUGAUUCUUGCCUGAAGUUAGAAAACAACUUUGAUGACAUCAAGCACACAACUCUGAGCGAGAGAGGAGCUCUCCGGGAAGCACUGCGGUGUCUAAAAUGUGCCGAUGCUCCCUGUCAGAAGAGCUGCCCGACAAACCUGGACAUCAAGUCAUUCAUUACAAGUAUUUCCAACAAGAACUACUACGGGGCAGCGCGGGCCAUCCUCUCUGACAACCCUCUGGGUCUGACCUGUGGGAUGGUUUGUCCCACAUCAGAGCUGUGUGUCGGGGGCUGCAACCUGUACGCCUCUGAAGAAGGACCCAUCAACAUCGGAGGGCUGCAGCAGUUUGCUACUGAGGUGUUCAGUAAAAUGGGCAUCCCUCAAAUCAGGAACCCUGAACUCCCAGCAGCCAAUGAGAUGCCAGAGUCCUACCACGCUCCUAUUGCUCUGAUUGGCUGCGGCCCAGCCUCAAUCAGUUGCGCUUCUUUCCUGGCCCGUCUGGGAUAUGAUAAUAUCACUAUAUUUGAGAAACAGAAGUACAUCGGAGGAUUGAGCACCUCAGAAAUCCCUCAGUUCAGGCUUCCCUAUGAGGUUGUCCAGUUUGAAAUAGAUUUGAUGAAGGACCUGGGAGUGAAGGUGGUUUGUGAGAAAGGUUUAGGUGUUAAUGGAAUGACUCUUUCAUCCCUGAAAGGGGAGGGAUUUAAAGCUGUCUUCAUUGGGAUUGGUCUGCCUCAGGCUAACAGGGCCGAGAUCUUCCAGGGUUUAACUGUGGACCAAGGCUUUUUCACUUCUAAAGACUUUCUGCCUGUGGUGGCUUCUGCCAGUAAGAAAGGUAUGUGUCAGUGUCGCUCUGCGCUCCCGGAGUUAAAGGGGGUGGUGAUCGUGUUGGGUGCCGGCGACACCGCAUUCGACUGCGCCACCUCAGCUCUGCGCUGCGGAGCCAGGAGAGUCUACGUCUGCUUCAGGAAAGGUUUCACCAACAUCAGAGCCGUUCCUGAGGAGAUGGAGCUGGCUAAAGAGGAGAAGUGUGAGUUCCUGCCCUUCCUGUCUCCUCGUGAGGUCAUCAUGAAGAACGGCAGGAUCGCCGGGCUGCAGUUCUGCCGCACCGAGCAGACCGAGGAAGGCAACUGGCUGGAAGACGAGGAUCAAAUCAUCAGGCUGAAGGCUGAUUACAUUAUUAGUGCCUUUGGGUCCAUGCUGAAUGACCCACAAGUGACUGCAGCCAUGGCUCCUGUGAAGCUGACCCGCUGGGGAACUCCGGAGAUCAACAUGGAAACCAUGCAGACCAGUGAACCCUGGGUGUUUGCAGGAGGAGACGUUGCUGGUUUGGCGAACACCACAGUGGAGUCUGUGAAUGACGGCAAACAGGCUUCAUGGCACAUUCACAGAUAUAUGCAGUCCCUCUAUGGACACACAGUGGACACCGUCCCAAAGCUACCUUUGUUCUACAGUGCGAUAGAUCAGGUGGAUAUCAGUGUGGAGGUUUGUGGUCUGAAGUUUCCCAACCCAUUCGGCCUAGCUUCUGCUCCUCCCACCACCAGCACAGCCAUGAUCAGACGAGCCUUUGAGCAAGGAUGGGGCUUCGCUCUGACCAAAACCUUUGGACUGGAUAAGGAUCUGGUGACCAACGUGUCUCCUCGUAUCGUGCGAGGCAACACCUCAGGGCACGUGUAUGGACCGGGUUUGGGAUCCUUCCUCAACAUUGAGCUCAUCAGUGAGAAAACAGCAGCGUACUGGUGUCAGUCUGUCGCUGAGCUGAAGAAGGACUUCCCUCACAAUAUUGUGAUCUCCAGCAUAAUGUGCAGCUACAACAAGGAAGACUGGACAAAGCUCGCCAAGAUGGCUGAGGAGUCAGGAGCAGAUGCAUUGGAGCUCAACCUGUCAUGUCCUCACGGGAUGGGAGAAAGGGGAAUGGGACUGGCCUGUGGACAAGACCCGGUGUUGGUGCGAAACAUCUGUCGGUGGGUGCGUGCAGCAGUUUCCAUUCCUUUCUUUGCCAAACUUACACCAAAUGUCACCAAUAUUGUUGACAUUGCCAAAGCAGCACAUGAAGGUGGAGCAGAUGGAGUGACGGCCACCAACACUGUCUCGGGUUUGAUGAGUCUGAAGGCUGACGGCUCUCCCUGGCCAUGUGUUGGUGUGAGCAAACGCACCACGUAUGGAGGAGUGUCUGGUAAUGCCAUCAGACCCAUCGCUCUCAAAGCCGUGUCAGCCAUUGCUAGGGCAAUCCCCGGUUUUCCUGUCCUGGCCACCGGUGGUAUCGACUCGGCAGAGAGCGGACUCCAGUUCCUCCACGCUGGAGCCUCGGUGUUGCAAGUGUGUAGUGCAAUUCAGAACCAGGACUUCACGCUAAUUGAGGAUUACUGUGUUGGUCUGAAGGCCUUAUUGUACCUGAAGAGCCUGGAGCUAAAGGACUGGGAUGGUCAGUCUCCUCCAACUGAAAAACAUCAGAAAGGAAAACCAGUUCUCAAACUGGAAGACCUGGUUGGGAAGACCCUUCCUAGCUUUGGUCCAUACCUACAACAGAGAACUGAAGCCAUAGCCAAGUACAAAAGUGAACUCAGAAAAGCUGAUAAAACAGAUGUGACAGACACAAACGUCAAUCGUGUCAACCAGCCCAAAAGACCAGUUCCUGCUGUCAAGGAUGUGAUAGCCAGAGCACUGCGUUACAUCGGAGCAUAUGGGGAACUUAACAACAUGGAGCAGGUCCAGGCUCUGAUAGACGAAGAUAUGUGCAUCAACUGUGGUAAAUGUUACAUGACUUGCAACGACUCAGGAUACCAGGCUAUACAGUUUGAUCCAGAGACCCAUCUUCCUUUCGUGACGGACAGCUGCACAGGAUGCACUCUUUGUCUCAGUGUCUGCCCCAUUAUAGACUGCAUCAAUAUGGUUACCAGGACAACACCUCAUGUACCUCAGAGAGGCAUACCCAUUAGCCCUGUCUGCUAAAGGGAUUAUUAAACAGAACAAACCAAUUAAAUGUUGAGAUUAAGCAUUUUUCUGCUU